Molecule: messenger RNA, 2892 nt
Organism: Seriola dumerili (greater amberjack)
Lineage: Eukaryota; Metazoa; Chordata; Actinopteri; Carangiformes; Carangidae
Product: zinc finger protein 13-like
Exons: 5
Coding region: 116-2191 (691 amino acids)
Source: RefSeq, a predicted model, not a curated record
GCCAUCGUCGUAGCAGAAAUGGCUCCUGACUAUUGAUACUAGGAAGGGGUACACAUACUCCAGUCCCCGUAAACGUCGACAGUAACGCGGUCUGACCACCUAAAGUGCAGGAGGGAUGUGCUCCGUCGUCGGAUGUGAUUCGUCGCGUCGCAGUGCGCAACGAUUCAAGUUACCUGAGGACCCAGAGAGGAGACUGGAGUGGGUUCAGUUUCUCUUCGAAGUGAAUGGACAACGACUUAAAGAAUCGUGCUGGACUGAUAUCACCAUUUGUAGUGAACACUUCACAGGUGACUGUUUUAGAAACCUGGGCGCGACUGGCACGGCCCAGCUGAAGCACGGUGUUGUCCCAUCACUGUGUAUCAAGUCAGAGCCAGACGAACUUGAGUCGGAUCCGGAGAGCCUAAAAUAUGAGGAGCCUGUGGGAACCCCACAAGUUGAUUCUCAUUGUGAACAACUUAAAGCAUGUGAUAGUCCAUCUUCCUAUUCUGAAGGAUCAGGACUGGCAUCAGUGGCUGUCCCAGUAAGUCCAGUGCCGAGCGAUACUUCAGAUGUUUUCAUGUCUGAUCAUGGUCAGAUUCUGCAAAAGAUUGUGAAUAUUGAUAUGAUCAGAGAAAAAGCUGCACUUCUUCAGAUGAAGGGGAAGUAUGUUGUGAAUGAAAAACGCUUGCUCCAGCUGUUGAGCACCAAAUGCCCUUUGUGUGGUUCUAAAGUAAAGGUGCAGAAAAUUAUCCAUGGCAUACUCAUCGUCUUGAACCAACAGUGCCUUCAGUGUGAAUACAGAAACCAGUGGAAAAGCCAGGUCAAUGCCAGUGUCCCACCAGCUGUAUAUCAAGACCCGACAGGAGGCACAGAAGUAACUCCAGAGACAGCGUCUGAGGAGAGUGAUCCCAUGAAUGAAACAGAGGAAUCAAGUGAUCAGGGGGACAUGGAUUCAGAUGACGAUUGGAAGCCAAGAGGGGAUUUGUUGCCAAGUGGAGUGCUACAUAAUGAAUCUGAUGAGGAAACUGAUGAUGAAGAUGAUGAAGUAGAUGAAAAUGACAUAUAUCCUUCACUCGCCCCCAAACACAGUCAGCUCUGCACAGAGUGUGGGAGGUUUUACAGUAAACGGUGGCCUCACACAUGUGAGCACAAAGUAAAGCCCUAUUCCUGCAAUAUCUGUGGCAAGAGAUGUGUUAGUGAGGUUGCUCUAAAUUCCCACAGCAGAGUCCACAAUGAAAACUAUGAGCAUCCUUGCAAAUACUGCAACAUUACAUUCAAAACAAAGGUGGAUAAAAUCACUCACCAGCAGAUCCACCUAACUCAAGGAAAGCCCUAUAAAUGUCCUGACUGCUCAGAGACAUUUGCCACAAAUAAGGAACGCAGAACCCACUUGGAGGAUCACAGAGGCCCCCAGGAAUUAAAAUGUCACAUCUGUGGGAUUGAAUUCAACCGUUUACUUUCUAUUCGGAGACACUUAAUUGUCCACACAGGACUGAAGCCGUACAAGUGUUCGGUGUGCCAGCGUGGCUUCAACCAGGCGGGUCACCUCAAAUCUCACAUGCGUCUGCACACAGGGGAGAGGCCUUUCAAGUGUCAGCACUGUGACAAACGCUUCAAUCACAACGUGAGCUUGAAGAGUCAUGUCCAGCGUUACCACGCAUCUGGGUGUGAACAGAAGAAGGGUAAAAUAAACAAAACUGUAAGUGACACUGGUGAUGCUCAAGGUGAUGGGAACAAGAGAGGUGCGGACUCGGAACUCGACAAUGUAGAGGGAGAAGAUGAUGCAGAAGAGGAGGUGCCUAGACCUAAAAAGAAUAGGAGAAGCACAGGUAGGCCCAUAGGAAGGCCUAAGAGAAAUGCAGCAGGCAACUUUGUUCUGGCAGGAGAAAUGCAAGACCCGGGUUCAAACAGUAAGACUAGAAAAUCAAAGCAACAGAGGUUAAGGAGAACACAAUGCAAUGAUGAAGAAAGUGAGGACGAGCCGUCCGAAAGCGACAUGUCUUUUGACUCAAAAGAAGAGGAAGAGGAGAAGACUGAGAAAGUAACAAACAACAAAAGCAAAUCAAGAAAAAAGCCAAACAAUUCUGACAGUGAUAUUGAUUUUGACGCUGAACACGCAAAGAAAAAGAGGUACAGCAGCCGGAUCAGUGGCAAAAGCUCAAGGAAGCGCAGGGGAAGACCAAGAAAAAAUCAAGUAGUUGAAGACACUUAGAGAGACAUUGGGCAUUUGUGAAGAGGAAUACAGUUUAGUGACAUACACAACUUUUUCCCAUGAUAAAUUGGAACCAUUAAGUAUUAUGAGAAACUAAACAUGUUCUGUUAGGGCUGGGGUCUCUUAAAAUUCAUUUGCUUUUGCACUGUUAAGAGAUAUCAUCAUUUUACUUUACUUUUGUAUCCCGUUAACUGAUCAGACUGGGUACAAGUAGAUUAAACUAGGCAGAUUUGAACUGCCGGUGUUCUUUUGUGUUGUAUAUUUCCGAUUCUUUUACUUCCAUAAUACGGGCACACACUGUAUAUGAAUGUGUUAAUUUUUGGAAGGAGCCACAUCUCCUAGUGCCAAAAGUUAACUUGUACUGUACGCCUACAGUACCCUUCAGUAUCUUUGUCUUCUGUGAAGGUACAAUAUGUGCAAUUUUCAGAAGGAUUGGUGUGUAUUUUAACAAUUUUGGGGAAACUGAAGCUGAAUGUUACAGCUGUUUUUUGUAGUUCAGAGACAACAAGUUAACUGCAGUAACACUACAGCCAAGACAGCGCUUUGAGUGGAAUGACGUGGUCCCCACUGUCAGUUUCUACAUUAUUCUGGAUAGUUUAAAGGUGGAUAAUUUGAAUUCACACAACUAAUUCCUUUUGUACGCAAAUACUUAUUCCUUAUUCCAUAAUGUGAAACAUAAGGUGUCCAAUAUGAUGUUCGAC